AGCAAAUUAUCAACGCAAAUUAGAGAAAACUCAGUGUCUUUGUCUAGUGGUUGAGGAAAAAAAUUAAGCUUGAGAGACAUAUCAAAGAAAAAGAGAGACAGAUUGAAACAAAAGAAAGAAGAUUUUUGUUGACAAACAUGGUAACUUUUGGUAUUGUUCCAAGAGUUGAGACCUUGUCAAGCAGUGGGAUUCAAUCGAUCCCAAAAGAGUAUGUGAGACCCCAAGAAGAGCUUACCAGCAUUGGUAAUAUCUUCGAGGAAGAGAAAAAAAUAGAAGGUCCUCAAGUUCCAACAAUCGACUUAAAAGACAUUGACUCCAUGGACGAAGCAGUAAGAGACAAAUGCAAAGAGGAGUUGAAGAAAGCGGCCAUGGAUUGGGGUGUCAUGCACCUUGUUAACCAUGGAAUUCCCGACGAUCUCAUCGAACGCGUCAAGAAAGCUGGCCAAGCUUUCUUCGACCAACCAAUUGAAGAAAAAGAAAAAUACGCAAACGAUCAGGUUUCGGGGAAAAUCCAAGGCUAUGGAAGUAAGCUUGCUAAUAAUGCUAGCGGCCAGCUCGAAUGGGAAGACUAUUUCUUCCACCGUAUUUAUCCUGAAGACAAGCGAAACUUGUCCAUCUGGCCCAGAACCCCUUCAGAUUAUAUAGAGGCAACGAGCGAGUAUGCGAGGCUACUGAGAGGACUAGCGACGAAGGUACUGUCCGUGCUAUCCCUCGGUUUGGGACUUGAAGAAGGGAGAUUAGAGAAGGAAGUGGGUGGUAUGGAAGAACUUUUACUUCAGAUGAAGAUAAACUACUAUCCAAAAUGUCCGCAGCCAGAACUAGCUUUAGGUGUUGAAGCACAUACUGAUAUAAGUGCACUCACUUUUAUCCUCCACAAUAUGGUACCCGGCCUACAACUUUUCUACCAAGGAAAUUGGGUUACAGCGAAAUGUGUUCCCAACUCCAUUAUCAUGCAUAUUGGAGAUACCAUUGAAAUCUUGAGCAACAAGAAAUACAAAAGCAUUCUUCAUAGAGGACUUGUGAACAAAGAGAAGGUUAGGAUUUCUUGGGCUGUUUUCUGUGAACCGCCAAAGGAUAAGAUCAUUCUGAAACCGCUGCCCGAGGUUGUUUCCGAGACUGAAUCUCCGCUGUUUCCACCUCGCACUUUUGAUCAGCACAUUCAGCACAAGCUCUUCAGGAAGACUCGAGAGGAACUAAUCACUUAAUCCAAAUAAGACAUCUUGUUGAUGAUCUUUUUCAUUAUCUGUCGCUAUUAUUAUUAUUGUUGUUGCUGUUGUUAUUAAAUGUUGUGGCUGUGGUCGCUUCCUUUUGUUUGUUUUGGUCUUUCGGUUACUUUUAUGCUAUGUGGUUCUCUUUUCGUUGGAAUAAAUAGUUUUCAUGGUCUUUUCUGAUA
Molecule: messenger RNA, 1393 nt
Organism: Ziziphus jujuba (common jujube)
Lineage: Eukaryota; Viridiplantae; Streptophyta; Magnoliopsida; Rosales; Rhamnaceae
Product: leucoanthocyanidin dioxygenase
Exons: 2
Coding region: 138-1205 (355 amino acids)
Source: RefSeq, a predicted model, not a curated record